AUGGGUUUGCACUCAGCCCAGAAGAAACACUUUCCCCUGCGGGGGAUCGACGGUGUGGUUCAGCUGUUUGAUGCUGAGCUCCGCAAGUCUGAGCCAGACCUAGCCCUUCUCUCCCUGGUCCUGGGUUUUGUCGAGCAUUUCCUAGCUGUGAACCGGGUCGUCCCCAUAAACGUCCCAGGGGUCCGGUUUGAACCGCUGGAGCCGGACUGCCCCACCUCCUGCUUCCCCACAGUGGAGCUGGGCAUGAUUUCUGCACUGUACGAGCGCUUCACGGCCCAGAUCCGCGGCGCUGUGGACCUGUCCCAGUACCGGAGGACUGCUGCAGGGUCCAGCAGGGAGCUGGUGAAGAAAGUGUCAGAUGUGAUCUGGAACAGUCUAAGCCGCUCUUACUUCAAGGACCGGGCCCACAUCCAGUCCCUCUUCAGUCUCAUCACUGGUACCAAACUGGACAGCUCCGGUGUGGCAUUCGCAGUCGUGGCAGCCUGCCAGGUUCUGGGUCUGAAGGACGUCCACCUGGCACUGUCUGAGGACCACGCCUGGGUGAUUUUCAGCAAAAACGGCGAAGAAACGGCUGAGGUCACCUGGCACGGGAAGGGUAACGAGGACCGACGAGGACAAACCGUCGCAGCGGGAGUCAGCGAGAAGAGUUGGCUGUAUCUGAAGGGCUCCUACAUGAAAUGUGACAGAAACAUGGAGGUGGCCUUCAUGGUUUGUGCCAUCAACCCCUCACUGGACCUGCAUACUGACAGCUCUGAGCUCCUGCAGCUACAACAGAAACUCCUGUGGUUGCUGUAUGAUCGAGGCGACCUGGACAGGUAUCCUAUGGCCAUGGGCACUCUGGCAGACCUCGAAGAUCAGGAUCCGAUCCCAGGCAAGGAGAGCCCCCUGAAAAUCCACCUCAAGGCUGUCAGUUCUGCUCAGCAGUACUAUAACAACGAGCACAUCUACCCCUACAUGUACCUGGGUGGUUUCCAUUACAGACACAGGGAUGUGCGGGAGGCUCUCAAGUCCUGGGCUGAGGCCGCUCAGGUCAUGCAGGACUAUAACUAUUUCCGUGAGGACGAGGAGAUCUACAAGGAGUUCUUUGACAUUGCAAACGACGUUAUCCCCAAUCUGCUGAAGGAGGCGGCUGCUGCUGCAGAGAGUCCUGGGGAGGGAGGGGAGGGAGGAGAAGGAGCUGACAAGGAGCACCCCAAGCAGGCAGCCGCCCUCUCCGCACUCCAGGACCCAGAAUGCUUUGCCCACCUGCUGUGUUUCUAUGAUGGCAUCUGCAAAUGGGAGGAGGGCAGUCCCACGCCGGUCCUUCAUGUGGGCUGGGCCACCUACCUGGUCCAGUCUCUGAGCCGCUUUGAUGCUCAGGUGCGUCAGAAGGUGUCGAUCAUCACCAAAGAGCCAGAGGCCCAGGAUGACGAUGACCUGUCCAGCGACGACCCCCGGGAGGGCCGCAGACGCGGCCCCAGGAGAGAGUCCAAGCCGGAUGAGCAGAGCUCUCCUCCUCCUGCUGCUCCCACCUCCCCAUCCAACCAGCCUGCAGCAGCAGCAGCCGCUGCAGCAGCCCAGCCCAAGAAAGUGGGAGAGGGAGGGGGCCGCCGCCGCUCCUCGCAGGGCCUGCGAGGGGAAAACGCUGACGGAAAACCCAACUCCCCCAGCCCGGACUCUUCCCCCUCGUCCCAGCAACAGGUGUCCCCCUCCCCCGCCGGUCCUGUGGUCGCCUUUCAGAGUGAGAAGAUGAAGGGGAUGAAGGGGCUGCUGUGUGCGGCCAAGGUGAACUCCAGCGCCAUCAAGCUGCAGCUCACCGCCCAGUCACAGGUCCAGAUGAAGAGGCAGAAGAGCACGCCGGCCGGGGAUUACUCCAUGUCCUUCAUGAAGCGGCAGCGCAAGUCACUCUAGACAUGUUGAAUUGUUGUAGGAGGAGUUGUUGAGACUCUUUAGGACAUACUGUGAACAGCAACACGGACAGCCGAUUAACCUCGCUUUUGUUUGUGAAACUAUUUUACCAGUAUUUUCAUCCAGUGGUUCGGUUCAGUCAAUAUCCUCAUCGUUCCUAGCAAUAUAUUUGACUUGCACACUUGAGUUAAGCAUCACAUAUCAGGUUUGAACUGAAGGAGUGAACAUUUCAUUCUGUUUUUAUUUAACUAUAGCCAGAUUUUUCUGGGGAACUGCCUAGUUUAAUAGAUUGUUAAGCACUCAUUCAUCAUUAGUUUGUGUUUUAAUUGGCAGCCAAUUGCACACUGACUAUUAACUUCUCAUUGACUUACAUGUGGAUGUUUGAAGCCAAAGUAACGAGGACGACCAGAAUACAACGUACAGAUGUGUAAAUAUCAACUUGUACCAUUAGGAAUCUGUCCAUGACUGAAGCCUUGGAAGUGAUUAAUUUAGGAUAGUUACUGUGUAACAUUGUCCACUUCUGCUCUAUCGACAGCUUCUUUCUUGCUAGCUCUAUGUUGCCUUACUUUGCCUUUGUUCUUUUCUAAAGUAGGUGGCCUUUAGUUUUAAGUUCGGCCUAUUUCUAAUGAUUAGAGAAGACCAGGAAGACCAUGCACUGUUGAGACGGAGCCACAUUAGGUGGCCCCGCUACAUCCUAUUUGCUUGAUGACUUGUGGUUUUUGUUCUUGUUUUUGUAUCUGCAAGUAAUAAAGACCUGAUGAAAAAGAA
Molecule: messenger RNA, 2655 nt
Organism: Perca fluviatilis (European perch)
Lineage: Eukaryota; Metazoa; Chordata; Actinopteri; Perciformes; Percidae
Gene: men1
Product: multiple endocrine neoplasia I
Exons: 9
Coding region: 1-1890 (629 amino acids)
Biological process (GO): negative regulation of cell population proliferation; regulation of transcription by RNA polymerase II; negative regulation of cell cycle
Cellular component (GO): chromatin; nucleus; histone methyltransferase complex
Molecular function (GO): chromatin binding; transcription cis-regulatory region binding; Y-form DNA binding
Source: RefSeq, a predicted model, not a curated record